Messenger RNA from Pocillopora meandrina, 1777 nucleotides. NCBI's taxonomy places the organism in Eukaryota, Metazoa, Cnidaria, Anthozoa, Scleractinia, Pocilloporidae. The record is from the annotation of a GenBank genome assembly.
CUAAGUGACGCCUGAAAUCAACGCUGGAAUGCAAGCGAAUAGAAAUCUUGUUGCAACGGCAAUAUAGGUUUUACCACUGGUUUUCGUAACGUAAUGUGUAAAAUUAUGUCUACUAAAAUCAGGCGAUUAUUCGAAGACUCUAAGCAUUUCCGACGAGGAAAACAAUAGAAACUGAGACAUAGCCUGCGGCAGUAUUUUUCAGAACAUACAUUUUUAGAUGUGACAUCGAAGAGCAAGGUAAACCUGAGAGUGCUCAAGAGACUUCAAGAAUAUUGGGAAGGAAUUUUCUAGCUUUGUCAUAAGAAUUCACCCAUAACAUCCGAAACAAUACCAUUGUGUGAUCAAAUUCUAAAAUUGGCCUGACUGUGGCCUGUCGGUGUGCGCUAUUGCAGCUACGUUAAUCGUUUAAGAACAGUACCUAUUGAGUUAAGUGUUCAAACGAUUAAUACGACCAAGAAAAGAAUUCAGUUCAACAGGAUGAAUGUACUCGUACUUGUCAUAUCUAUAGCGGUAACUGCCCAAACAACAGCACACGCUCGCAAAAUCCCGCUUGAUCAAGCACCGGCGUCUGGUCAACAAUGUCUAUCUUGUCAGGGUGAAGACUGUAACGGAGAAGCGCCGGUGACAGCUCACUGCAGCCAAGAGUGCGCCACAAUGGUCGAUCUAGGAAGUAGCGACCAACCCACUUACGACAAUCCGCACAUAGUGAAAGGUUGUUCAGAGGAGAUUUGGUUCAGUCAGCAUGGUGGAUGUCGGAACGAGUGUUUUGACGAACGGAAGAUUUUUGGAAUGCAAAGUGGAAGUAAGGACUGGAUGUGCCUUUAUUGUUGUACAGGCGAUAUGUGUAACAAAGUCACCCCCGGAAUCAACGCAGGAUCCAGGGCGAAUAAAGAUUCUAUUGUAACAACGAUGCUAAUCAUUCCGCUUUUACAUCUUAUUCGUGUGUGCAUGUUGUAACGGCGAACAGCUUCGUCGUUUAGAUAUAUUUAUACCACCAGUAGACACUGACCAUGUUCAGCCUUUUUUCUGGAGAGAAGAAGAACUAUGUACUGAUUUAUCAUCUUCGUUAUUUGAGUUUUGAACCCGCGCAGCAGAACAAUCAUUUGUGGAUGUAUCAGUGAUGAGAAAAUUAGCCUAAGUGUGCUUAGUUCAAAGAUUUGAUGAAUAUUUUAGAGAUUGUCUUUAGAUAUUGCUCCAGAGACAAGUAACGGUCUUUGAUAGUACUCCUGUAGCGGAAAAAAAUUUAUAAUAGCUGACCAAUUCUGAUUUUGUAGUGAUACUAGCGUGUUAUCUAUUGGAUCAUAUCCUACAGCAAUUGUUUUCUGCCUUUUAUACAAUACUUCUGAACCAAAUAAAUGAGAAACAACGAGGACAAGAACUAUGAUAUUGUGUUCUUAAAUACAGAGAAUUUAAUUGAACAUGUGUAUUGUAUAUAAUUCUAUUUCACACUGCUUGUGGCUCCCACAGGUUCAUGGACCGGGGAUAUAUUUUUUCUGUCUUAAGUGUCGACCGCAAAUAUUUCUCAGAAGUUUCAAAACGCGUUGGCAACUUCACUAAAUGUUUGUUAAACUUUAAAUAUAUAUACUGGAUAUGGGGCUUUUAAUUAUCCAACUGCACCGUGGAAGAGUACAAAUAUCCUGCGAUAUUGUAAGGUUAUUUGAACGGUUGGUUAUUUUGUGCCAGUCGGCUGCGAGCGCUACGCUUCUCUAUCCGCUUUGCUUUUCCCGGCUUAUGAGAAAUGAGCAGAAAGACUUACAGAAAAAAAAAAGCAACUGGA